UAUCCAACUUAUAACUAAAUCUUAAAACAGUAAACUGUACUUCAAAUACAAGAAACAUAAAUGAAAAUGGAUGGUGAUCAGGCAAAGGACAGCCCUUCAAAACCAGCUGAAAAUGUUAAGAAUAAAUCUGGGGAACCAUUAGGAUUAAGUACCAAAAUUGCUCUUGAAACAUUACAUCGUGAUAUUAAAAGAGUCUUACAAGAAUACGAAGAAGAUUGCAAAAAAAAUAAAAAAUAUAAAGCUUGGCUAAAGGAUACUUUACAUCAUCGUAGUCAAUACACAACUCUUUGUUGGACAUCAGCAAUUGCACUUUUGAUCAAUGCCAUUAUCCUUGUUAGUGCAUUCUUCACAAUUGACGAUACAUGGUACCCUACACUGCCUUACGAAGGACUGACUGUAUGUUGUUUAGUAGUGUUAAAUUUUAUUUUAGUUGUAUCUGAUAAUAAAUUGCGACACGAAGAAAUUCCUUAUAGAGUACAAGUUCUUCUUGAUCAAUUAGAAGUGGCAAAAAGUAUUUGUCAGUGGAAUCCUGAAAAUUACCCACAUUUAUGUAGUCCAUUGUCUCCUUGUUUAACAUUACAAUGGUGUUAUCGUGAUGGUUGUAUAGUAAAUUUGCCCUGGGCAUUAUUAGUUGCUGGUGAUAUAAUUGUUAUAAAACCUGGGCAACAAGCACCUGGAUACUGUAUUCCUUAUGAUGAUCCUGAUGCACCAGUGUUACAUGCAAGAGAAGUAUUCAGUCCACAAGUUCAUAGCGCAAAUGAAAUUUUUUCAACACCACAGGCUCGAACGCCAUUGAAGAAUAAAAUGUAUAAACUUCAAGAAACACCGUAUUUGAUGAACCUCAGAAUGGCUCUCGAUCAAGCCCUCGAUAGACCGGUCACAUAUCACAAUCGUAAACGGCAUCUCUUAAUGAUUUGUUGUAUCGAACAACAAGCUUACCCGAUUCUUUUGAUCAUUGUGUUAGUUGUAAACUUGUUUCGAUACUUGUACGUAUCGGAAUAUUUUGGUGUCGGUUAUUGGAACGAGAUGUUCUUGCUACAACCGAUUGCUAUUAGUAUCCCUUUACUUCCAUUAGUAUUUCCGACUUGUUGGAUUUUUUUAAAUUGUUUUGGAAUGGCUCGUUUCAAAGCACUGUUUAAACUUUAUCAAUCUUCGAAGAAACUUCAGUUUGUGGACCCUUUUGAAGAUGCAGAUAUUUCUGGACCUAGCCAUCCAGAAGUAGUGUACAAUUGGUUGGAAUUGAAAGAAUACUUUUUUAAUAUCUUGUCUGGCAAAGAGCACAUGAUGUCGAGAUCCGCCAGUAUUCUACAUGUUUUAGGAUCAGUUACGGCACUGUGUUGCGUAGAUAAGAAAGGGAUUCUUUCAUGGCCUAAUCCAACUGCGGAGAAAGUAUUUUUUUUACGAAACGCUAAUACUCUAUCCCCGUCUUCAAGCACUGGUAGUUUAGACAGAGCCUCGGAACCUCAGUGUCAAACGCAAACUGAAGAUUCUAAGCAGGAUUCGAAUAAAACGUCAUAUGUAACACACGAUAUGUCUCACUCAACAGCUGAAGUCUUGGAUCUCACUCACGAUCAUGCUUUGCCAUUUCGUCUACAGUUUGACGAUCAUUCCUGGAGGCAACACUUGAACUCGUUAAAACCCCUCGGUUUAGCAAUCCUCCUCAACACGUGUAAUAUGGACACCCAAGAACAUUAUAUGCAGUUUUGUUGCCAUGUCACGUGUGAAGCUCUGUAUAAUGAGAAUCUUGUACCGGUCACGAAUAGACGCUACCAGGAUCACAGUGUAGAAGAUAAGAGUCUGUAUCAGGCAAAAGAUACAAUGCAAAGUUCAAGACACGUGUAUUUAGUCGACGAAUCAGGCAGCCUUGGACAUAUGUGGUGUUUAUGUGAAUUAGCGAAGCAGAUAGGUUUCCAAGACCAGGCUCAAAAUAUAUUCCAAUUGGAGCAACAGUUAUCUACGUUUAGGCACGUUCAACCAGAAAUGGUUCGACGAGACAUAAAGUUUGCACGAUCCCUAAGUAUUGCAACGAAGUUAAAGUUUCCAUUCCCGCACAUGGUCGCCGUAGUAGUUAGGGAACGCAGUGGAGGUGGUUUGCAAUUGCUCACUCAGGGUACAGCUGACAUAAUUUUGGAUUCCUGUAUCGAAUUCUGGGACGGCCACGACCUCUGUCCACUCUCAGCGUCCGAUAGGAAAAAGGUGCAGGAUUUCUAUCAGAGAACUAGUUUGACAUCAUACUGCACCGCAUUUGCAUACAGGCCACUGACUCGUGGUAUCUGCGAUAAGAUGACUAAAAUAUACUUAGAACUUCCUGCAGAUAGCAAACAUUUAUAUGCACCUCACAGAAGUCCCACUCCGCUACCUUGGGACUUUAGAAACGUUCUCGAUCCCAGAGUAAAAGGCAUACUUGGACAAUUUCAUUCGACCGAUUCCUUACUGUGCAAUGAAAACAAGGACGAUAACGUAAAUGACGUUGACAGUUGCUUCGAAGUUCAGUGCAAUCAGGUAUUCAUUGGGAUGGUGACCAUGCAGUAUCAAGCACAAACGGAUAUGGUACAGUUAAUCGAGCAACUGGACAGGGCUUGCAUCCGAUUUGUUCACUUCAGUAAAGAGAACGAACUAAGAUCACGAGUAUUCUCGGAGAAAAUGGGACUCGAGAGCGGAUGGAAUUGCCAUAUAUCGUUGCUGAGUGAGAGAGCUAGGAGACAGCAAUGGCUGGAGAGAUAUCCACACAUGCCCCCAUCGUAUAUGUCCGAGAGUCCAGUGGGUUGGUGGGUGAGCCAGGCAGCAGCCAUGUCCUCACCCACUCCCUCGGCCCAAUCUCAUCAGCAUAAUUACUCCUGCAUGGAUGAGGCCAGCCACUUGCUUAAUCGUGUCUCUCCUCGCACGAAUCUGGAUAACAGCCGUGCCAUGAGUAUGUCUGCUCCCAGCGCUAUAAAUACCGACUUCUCCACCGUGAAAUUCGACGAUGAGACCACGGAAUGGAACGAUACUGGAACAUCUCAAGUUAAAAGCGCCAUGAGCCAUAGGGAACAAGACAUGGUGAGGAGCGAGGACAGCGUUCUUGUGCAAAGCGUGGAUUUAGGUUCCGGGCAAGAAACAUGGCGGUCCCUAAGUUGUCUUACAGACAGCACGGAGCAAAGUGCUCCCGUAAAUUUUGACCUAUCGAACAGGGCGAAACUACCUCGAGGCAUCGAUAAGAUUCGACCACACAUAGAACUGAUAGACAAUGUACCCCUUUUGGUAUCUCUGUUCACUGAUUGCAACACUGCUGUUACGAGGGAAAUGCUGCACAUUAUGCAAGAUUAUGGGGAAGUUGUUUGUGUUCUUGGCUCUUCUGCUAACGCAGAGAACAUGCCCAUCUUUAUGCAAGCUGAUGCAGGAGUGGCAGUAGAACCGUUGUAUCCGCAAGUUUGUCAGAGAGUCCCGGUUCUGUCACCAACCACAGACGACCAAGGUCCGUCUCCAGUCGAUUUGAGCAGAGCACUGAACUCUAUUUCCUGCUCGUUGAGCGUUAAACGGGAAGAUCCGAUUGCGAUUUUCCAUUUAAUUAUGGAGGCUCGACAUUACAUGACGUCCCUCUGGAAUUGCGUGCAAUUCUGGCUCUGUUGUACAGUUACCCUCUCCUUCACUCAAGCUGUAUCUGGUUUCUUGCUGCUACCACCUCUGUUCUCAGUCGAUCAAGUCUUAUGGUUGUGUUGCUUAAUCAUUCCAAUGUUAUCUAUAUCCAUGAUCGCUACGCCCAUGGAUCCUACCAUAAUGCAACGUGCAACUGGUAAAAAUCAGUGUACCGUAAACGGCCAGAUUGCUCUGUUCGUUUUGUGGUGUUACGGUAGCAAAUUUUUACCAACAGUCAUAACGAUAGUUUUAUCCCAGUGUAUGUCGCUUCUAACUUUGUGCCCGACCUACACAGCAGACGCCAAGUGCUUGUAUGUGUAUCCCGAUCCACAGGGUGAAAUCUCAUGGGGUGGUUGGGGCGAUAAACCGAAUAUUAUUUUAGUGAUACAACACUUUGCCUUGUCAUUAUUAGUCUUACAUUUAGUCACGAUAUCCAUAAGCUUUGUACAUAGAGAGUAUUCCAUUUGGAAGAAACAACCAUUUAACAAUUAUGUAUGGUUCUUAAGUGCAUUUAUAGCAUUAUGCGCACAAGCAGCAUUCUCAGGAACUGUCUUCUGCAAAUUUUGGAGGGACGAAGGGCAAAGUAUCGAAGGUUUCCCUCUGCAGCUUCCCUUAUUUUUCUUGAUUUCGUUGCCACUGAUUUUUGCGAUCAACGAAUUGAUCAAGUGGCAAGAGAUUAAGGUAAACGUGAGGUACCAGAAGAGAGCGCGGCUAGAGUUCGGUACAAAACUCGGAAUGAAUUCGCCGUUUUAACGAAUUUUAAUUCCGAAUACGA
Molecule: messenger RNA, 4390 nt
Organism: Eufriesea mexicana
Lineage: Eukaryota; Metazoa; Arthropoda; Insecta; Hymenoptera; Apidae
Product: transmembrane protein 94-like protein l(2)k05819
Exons: 27
Coding region: 61-4368 (1435 amino acids)
Molecular function (GO): nucleotide binding
Source: RefSeq, a predicted model, not a curated record